Molecule: messenger RNA, 2424 nt
Organism: Sipha flava (yellow sugarcane aphid)
Lineage: Eukaryota; Metazoa; Arthropoda; Insecta; Hemiptera; Aphididae
Exons: 8
Coding region: 349-2424 (691 amino acids)
Cellular component (GO): Golgi apparatus
Molecular function (GO): protein binding
Source: RefSeq, a predicted model, not a curated record
CGCGCCGCUGUUCAGUAUUCAGCCGUACUCUGUUCCGACAUCACCCCAUUGCGCAUACUGUUCAAAGCACUUACACACGCGCGCGCGCGUGCUGUUCAUCUCGCAUACCUGCUAGCAGCUGCACGACUCGGCGGUCACAGCGAACAGAACACGGCUCCGAACAGCUCGCCGGACAGGCGUGCACGGUCCCGAACAAGUACACCGCGGUGCAGAUGACACACCGGAACGUUCCCGAACACCACACACUCGGCGGCGGCCACCGUCGAUAAUCUUAUCGCAUCCUAUCUCUACCAUUGUCUUCGUCGCGGUCGCGCUAGCCGUAUCGCAAUCGCUUUUACUGCCGGUAAUAUGUGGACUCCGGUAACAACUACAAGCGACAGUAGCGUUCCGCCGACAAGAUCCAAACAUAGCGCUGCUGUUCAUGGCAACCACAUUUAUGUGGUCGGUGGUCGGAAUGGAAAUUGGCCUCUAAAAGACAUAUGGAGAUACGCUCUGUCAAAUAACACCUGGGAACAGUUGCAUCCGACAGGAGAUACAUUGCAGAAUUUGCAAGAACACACGGCAGUCGUUUAUCAAGACAAAGUCUACGUAUUCGGCGGAGAAGUGGGAUUUUCAUCCGCCUCCGAGUCUCCACUAUGGUCCUACAGUAUUAAGGAGAAUCAAUGGAAAAAAGUUAAAAGUAAAUCCGGUUCAAAUAUACCUAAAGGUAGAAGAGGACAUACAGCAUUGGUUUACAGGAAUUCAAUGAUUAUUUACGGAGGAUACAGGGACUUAAAAGGAUCUACAAAUGAAAUGUGGGCAUUUCACUUCGAUACCGAGUCGUGGCAUUUGCUUUCUCAAGGAAGAGUAUUACCACCAGCCAGGCAUAAACAUUCAGCAGUUAUACACGACGAUGUAAUGUGGGUGUAUGGUGGUAUGACCGAUUUACACGAAAGAUCAGAUUUGUGGCGAUUUGAUUUUGUGAGAAAAAAAUGGAGUGUCUUGAAGACCAAAGUAAAUCCCGGGACGUUGCAUGGCCAUAGUGCUUCUAAAGUGAUGGGUUCUAUGAUUAUAUUUGGCGGAAAAAAAGCAGGGCAGAUUAGUAAUGACUUGUGGAAGUUUUAUUUCGGCGCCGAGACAUGGGAAAAAGUGCACACGGCCUACCCGCAACCACCGGCUAUCUGCGAGGCGGUGACGUUGGCCGUGUCGGAGACGAUGACGACAACGACCGGCAAGGGCGGCCGGGAGAAUGGCGUGCAAUCGCCCAUAGCGGGUCGGCGGUCCAGGAGUGGACGGUCCGCAGACCGGCAGCAUAACGGCGGCGACCGGGAUCUGGGUGGCUUCCCGCACCAGUGGCCUCACCAGUGCCGGCCCGAGUCCAGGGCGUCAUCGUCGAGCGGCUCGAACGUGAACAUCUUGAAAGAGAUAUCGAAGCUGUCGCAGCUCAACCUGUACCGGCUGGCGCACAACAAGACGUACAGCGUGCUGAGUAGCACGGACAGCGUGGUGUCCGCGGACGCCUCGCAUCAGCAGCACCUGCAGCAGUACCAUCACCAGCAGCAGCAGCAGCAGCAGCAGCAACAGCAUCAGCAGCAGAACAUGGUCAAGUCACAGUCGGCGAAUGUGAUAGCCAGGUCGCUCAUAUCGCCGGUGGUGUCGAACGCGUCGCCGCCCGGCUACAAGUCGUCGUUUCCAGCGCCCAGGAUGCCGCGGGACCCGAUGUCCGUGCCCAACUUCGGCGUUGCUCUGACCCCAGUCGAAGCCACCAAGCUUGUGUACCUGGAAGGCGAAGAGGCGCCCAGCCCGCGUGUUGAGAUCGACCACGACUUCGGGUCCGUACACAUGCGGUUCCACCCGAACGGACCGUCGUGCGCGUCCUCGUCGCUGAACAAAACGCUCAACCGCCGCAGUUACCCGAUGACUAGCUCGGCGUCCGCACGGUUCGGCAACCCGUAUAGCACGCCCGAGGAACCGGGCGAAAUCACCUCCGGUUAUGUCAGCAUCGAGACAGUGCACCAGUCGCCCAACGGUGACGGGCCCAUGUGCUUUUCCAACCCUAACUACAUGGUGGCCGACAUACAAAACGCUAUUUCCAAAGGUGACUAUGUCAAGCUGAACAGCCCGCCGGAUAGCCUGCUGGAGGAUAGUGACAACGCUUUCGAAAUGCGCGAGAUAAACCGGCCGGUUCCGCCCAAGACGUUGGCGCUAAACUCGUCGACAGCGUUCAACUCAAGCUCGGACGUGCGGUCCACGGCGAAACCGACGCGGUCCUCGAGCGCCGGACGGGCUCCGAUGUUUGGCGGCCGUGGUGGUGGCGGCGAACACCAAGUCAAGGAGUACGCGGUGUACCUGCUGGGCGGAACGGAACGCGACGGUUCCGUGACCGUGUUUAAGAAGCCCAUGACCAUGUGGAAGCUCAGCAUGUUCUUCAGGAACGUGCAGUGA